Messenger RNA from Mercenaria mercenaria, 2343 nucleotides. Its product is annotated as solute carrier family 23 member 1-like. The record is from RefSeq and is a predicted model, not a curated record. The transcript is spliced from 12 exons. Gene Ontology annotation, cellular component: membrane. NCBI's taxonomy places the organism in Eukaryota, Metazoa, Mollusca, Bivalvia, Venerida, Veneridae. Bases 293 to 2167 code for a protein of 624 amino acids. Gene Ontology annotation, biological process: transmembrane transport. Gene Ontology annotation, molecular function: transmembrane transporter activity.
UCUGAGGACAUUCAAGGCCCUUUGAUGAAUUAAUAACAGAUCAUUGUAUGAGCGAUAGAUGUGUACAUCUGAAAUAAGUAAAUCAUAUAUUUCUGAUAACCUGUAAGAUUCUCCCAAAUGAUUAGUACACUAAAACUAUUUAUAUCAAUUUCUGUUACCCUAAACAGUGUUCAUCCAUGGAUGUUAAACUGAAUUUAUUAAGUAUAAACGCAUGACUUUAAUUGAAUGAAACAAGUUUUAUCUACACUACGUGAAAAAGUAUCAUUACCCUAAAGAAUGCAAGGCAAUUAACAUGGAUACAAAUAAUGUUAAAAAGGAAACUUUUGAUGACAAGGAGACAGCCAAAAUGACUAGAGGGUCGACUAAUAUGGUCUACUCUGUGGAGGAAACGCCACCUUGGUACCUGUGUCUGCUGCUUGGGUUUCAGCAUUAUUUGACAGCCUUUGGUUCAAUCAUUGCGGUUCCAAUCGUGCUGAGGGAGUACUUCUGCUUAGACGAAGAUACUGUAGGACUAGGCGAGCUUAUUGGGACUAUUUUCUUUGUAUCUGGCAUCGCAACAUUGCUUCAAACAACAUUUGGAGUAAGGUUACCAAUAGUUCAAGGUGGGACUCUAAGUUUCAUCGCACCGGCUGUAGCCAUAAUGCUUCAACCACAGUGGCAAUGUCCAUACACAGAGGCUAGAAAAGCUAACGAAAGCAUAGUCAAUUUCACAGCUAUUGGCUUACCUGACAUUGGAAGUGACGGCCAUCGAGAGAUUUGGAUGUCAAGAAUAAGAGAGAUUCAAGGUGCCGUAAUGGUGGCUUCAUUAUUCCAAAUUGUGGUUGGAUUCAGUGGUCUCCUUGGUAUCAUACUCAAGUUUGUCGGUCCAUUAGCAGUGGCGCCAACUAUAACACUUAUUGGAAUGUCACUGUUUUCCGCAGCAGCUAAUAAAGCAGCCCAACAAUGGUGGAUUGCCUUAGUAACCAUGUUUCUGGUCACACUGUUUAGUCAGUUCCUAGGGAAAAUUAAAAUUCCUUGUAUGACCGGAAUGGACGGAAGGAAGUGCAAAACAACAAAACUACCAGUGUUUGAUUUAUUUCCGAUAUUGCUUGCAAUGGUUAUUACAUGGAUCAUUUGUGCUAUCCUAACGGCAACGGAAGUUCUUCCUAACAUACCAGGGAAGUGGGGUUACAACGCCCGAACGGAUACAAAGAACUAUGUUUUACAGCAAUCGGAAUGGUUUCGUUUCCCAUACCCAGGACAAUGGGGUGCUCCCACUGUUAGUGUAGCUAGUGUGUUCGGAAUGAUGGCCGGUGUUAUAGCCUCCAUGAUAGAAUCUGUAGGUGACUACUAUGCAUGCGCCAGACUUUCUGGAGCCCCACCCCCACCUACACAUGCCAUAAACAGAGGAAUUGGUAUAGAAGGAAUUGGCUGCCUUUUAGCUGGAGCAAUUGGGACUGGUAACGGCACCACGUCAUACAGUCAUAAUAUUGGAGUAAUAGGACUCACCAAGGUUGGUAGCCGUCGAGUCGUUCAAGUUGGAGGUGUUAUAAUGAUACUCCUCGGCUGUCUGGGAAAGAUCGGAGGCCUCUUUUCGACUAUUCCCGAUCCAGUUAUAGGUGGCAUGUUUAUGAUAACAUUUGGAAUGAUAACGUCUGUUGGGUUAUCGAAUUUACAGUAUGUAGACUUAAACUCGUCAAGAAAUCUUUUCAUCCUCGGUGUUUCUUUAUUCUUUGGGUUCAGUAUGCCGAACUGGAUGUCAGCAAAUCGAGAUGUCAUACAAACAGGCAACGAUGUAGUCGACCAGAUAUUAACAGUUUUACUCAGCACAAGUAUGUUUGUUGGCGGAGCACUUGGUCUUAUUCUAGAUAACGCCAUACCUGGUACAGAAGAAGAAAGGGGAAUUAAGAAAUGGAGAACUGCAUUAUCAGAAGAUGGCGAUAAUAACGGAAGAUCUGAUAUGCAUAUCUAUGAUUUCCCGCUGAUUCAGAGAUGUUUCGACAAAGUUCGUAUAUUUGAAUAUAUACCAUUCUGUCCAACAUUCAUGAGACCAAGGAGUACUGAAACACUUGAAGUAUAUGUCGAUGAGGAAAAGGAGAAGUCAAAAAGCAGAGAAGCUGACUUGACUUAUGUUGCUGACAAUAUUGCAAUGACAACAAAUGAUGAACAAUUUAAUACAAAAUUCUAAGAAUUUGUCUGUGGGCGUAGUGUUUUUAGUUAUUUUACACAAUAGAUUGAUAUGUUAAAGUUCCCAUAUAUACUCAUUUUAUCGCAUAUCGAAUAACAUUUAUUAUUCCUUGCUACAUAAUAUGUAAUUUUGAAAUAUAUUAAAAUGGUAAUAAAAUUGUAUGAUACAAACUACAA